GGUAUAAAUAGUUGAAGUCGUUUUCGGGAUUGUCAGUUCUACAUCAACUGGGCUCUUAUGAUUUUAUUGAUCAUAAAAUCUAAGAACUUUUUUUUGAGUGUAUUGAGAUAUUAAUUGUUAGAAAAUAUAAUGAACUGGAUACUUUUAUUUGCGGUGCUACUCUUAGCCGCCGCAACAACUUCGGGACAAAACGGGUAUAAAUAUGACAGACCAGAAAAGACAUUUGAUGGAGGUCCUGGUGCUCCAUCACCUACUCAACCAGGAGGACAAACUGGACCAAGUGGUUUUCCUGGAUCUAGACCACAACUAACUUCGCCAACUCCAGGUGGUUUUUCGGGUCAACCUGGAUUCCCUGAUACUCAAAAACCAAGUAGACCAUCUGGUUUAUACGGAACACCCUCUCAAGAAGGUCCAUCAGGAGGCUUUCCAGCACAACAAGGACCUAAAGCUCCUGGAUUUGGACAACAAGCACCCGGAUUUGGACAACAAGCACCUGGAUUUGGUCAACAAGCACCUGGAUUUGGUCAACAAGCACCUGGAUUUGGUCAACAAGCACCAGGAUUUAGCCAACAAGCACCGGGAGUAGAUUUCCAAAGACCCGGCCAAGGACAACAAAGACCUACUCAAAGACCAAGUGAAGGAGGAUAUCCAUCAGGACCUGUGCAGAGACCACAAGGCGGUGGAUUCCCUGUUGAUACUCAAAGACCUGGAGGCUUCCCAUCGCAACGACCUGACGAAAGUGGUUUUCCAUCAGGACCAUCCCAAAGACCUGGAACGGGAACUUAUCCAUCUGGACCAUCUCAAAGACCCGGUGAAGGCGGAUUCCCAUCCGGACCUUCUCAAAGACCAAGCGAAGGAUACCCAUCAGGAGGUCCACAAGGACCAGGAUUUCCGGGAGGAAGACCACAGGGUACUGGAGGAACCCAGGGAGGUCAACAAGGAUCAGGAUUUCCAGGCGGAAAACCACAAGGUCCUGAACCUUAUCCAGGAAGAGGACAACCCGGACAAGGAUAUCCUGGUGCUCCUAGCCAAGAAGGAGGUUUCCCAAGUCAACAAGGACAAUUCCCCGGUCAACAAGGACAAUUCCCCGGUCAACAAGGACAAUUCCCCGGUCAACAAGGACAAUUCCCAGGCCAACAAGGACAAUUCCCAAGUUCUCAAGGACAAUUUCCAGGUGCUCAAGGACCCUUCCCUGGCGGUGAAGGUCCUGGCGGAGCUGCCCCAGGUCAUUUCGAUGAUGGUACUUACGACGAAGGCGAUUAUUCUGCGAUUCCCGGUGAACCAGAUAUAGACUAUCCUAUUUACUCUGAGAUUUUCGAAACUUCCUUCAGAUGUGAAGAUCAAGAAUAUCCUGGGUAUUACACCGAUGUCGAAGCGAGAUGUCAAAUAUUCCAUGUGUGCGCUAACAACAAGACCUACGACUUUUUGUGCCCCAAUGGAACCAUUUUCCAUCAAGAAUACUUGGUUUGUGUUUGGUGGAAUCAAUUUGAUUGUAACACGGCGCCUUCUUUGUACGGAAUUAAUGCUAAUAUUUAUGAUUAUUCUAUUAUGGGCAGCCCCGAACAGUUUCCGCUGGGACCGGGUGUUCCUGGAGGAUUUGGACCUGGGGGACCAAUACCGUCUGGACCAUCAGCAGGUUAUCCAGGUCAAGCACCUUCAGGGCCAGCUCCUGGUGGUUAUCCAGGACAAGGACCAUCAGGGCCAUCUCAAGGUGGUUAUCCUGGUCAAGCACCAUCAGGGCCAUCUCAAGGAACUUAUCCAGGUCAAGCACCAUCGGGACCAGCACCAGGAGGUCCAACAGGAGGUUAUCCAGGGGAACGUCCAGCUGGAAGAUAUCCAGGACAAAGUUCAGGAGGACAAGGUCCAGAUCAAGGAUACCCUAGUGGACGACCAGGAAGACCAGGAAGUCCAGGACCAGAUCAGGGUUAUCCAAGUGGACGACCAGGUGGUCCGGGAGGUCAAGGAGUAGAUCAAGGAUACCCAAGUGGGAGACCGGGUGGACCAGGAAGUCCAGGGUCUGAUCAGGGUUAUCCAGGUGGGCGACCUGGAGGACCGGGGGGACCAGGAGGACCAGGAAGUCAACGACCUGAUCAAGGUUACCCAAGUGGAAGACCAGGAGGACCGGGAAGUCAAGGGCCUGAUCAAGGUUUCCCAAGUGGAAGACCAGGAGGACCGGGAAGUCAAGGACCUGAUCAAGGUUAUCCAGGUGGAAGACCUGGAGGACCAGGAAGCCAAAGACCUGACCAGGGUUAUCCAAGUGGAAGACCAGGAGGACCAGGAGGUCAAGGGCCUGAUCAAGGUUAUCCAAGUGGAAGACCAGGAGGUCAAGGGCCUGAUCAAGGUUAUCCAAGUGGAAGACCAGGGGGACCAGGAAGUCAAAGACCAGACCAAGGAUACCCAAGUGGACGACCAGGAGGUCCAGGAGGUCAAAGACCCGAUCAAGGUUAUCCAAGUGGUCAACCAGGUGGACCAGGAAGUCAAGGUCCCGAUCAGGGUUAUCCAAGUGGACGACCAAGUGCUCCAGGAAGCCAAGGUGGAUAUCCUAGUGGAAGACCUGGGCAAGGACCCAGUGGACCACAAGGACCUACUGGACCACAAGGACCUAGUGGACCUCAAGUACCUAGUGGACCACAAGGACCUUCCGGGCCAGUUCCAGGUCAAGGUCCAGAAGGAUAUCCAAGUGGACCAAGACCAUCGCCAUCAUUCCCACCAAGUCAACGUCCUGGAGGAGGUGAUCAAGGAUAUCCGGGUCAAGGCCCAUCUCAAGGACCACAACAAGGUUUUCCAGGAGGGCAGAGACCACAAGCGCCUACCAGAGAAUACUUACCACCGAAUUAAAUAGGUUUUAAGAAAAACGUAAAUAAUAAAUGCUUAUUUGUCGAUAAAUUGCGCCCGCGUUGUACAUAAAAUAGUGAUAUUAUGCUGAAGUACCUACGGUUUAUUUUUAUAUUUUUUUAAAAUACGGUUUAAUAUUUUUGUAUUUCAUUUUAUUCUUCAUUUUUUCUUUGUCUUUAUUGUUUAACGUUUAACUUUGUAGAUGUAAAAGUUGCUGUUGCCACGAACGGUAAGAUCCAUGUAUUUUUUUAAGUAAUAUGUAUUUUUAAAAGCGAAUAAAGGUAUGAUAAAAUAAAAUGUA
This is a messenger RNA of Onthophagus taurus, 3136 nucleotides long. The record is from RefSeq and is a predicted model, not a curated record. NCBI's taxonomy places the organism in Eukaryota, Metazoa, Arthropoda, Insecta, Coleoptera, Scarabaeidae.